Messenger RNA from Marmota flaviventris (yellow-bellied marmot), 1163 nucleotides. The record is from RefSeq and is a predicted model, not a curated record. Lineage: Eukaryota; Metazoa; Chordata; Mammalia; Rodentia; Sciuridae.
AUGUUGGCAAAGAUCUUUACCACAUGGAAACUGCUCUUAAAGCUGCUGGGCCCUGAAAUUUUAUUCAGCAGUUUGAAAUCAAUCCACCGCUUUCCUCACUCGCCCUACCACUUGGGGCUAAUGCACAGGCAUGAACACCUAUUGAGGAAAACCACAAAAAACUUCAAAACGGCUGUAACGACUGUGCAGUCUACACUGCUCCUGUUACUGUUCAUGCCUCUGACAGAGCCAGCACCACCAGCUCAGCAGGACUCAGGCAUCACCCAUGAGUAUGGAACAGAUAACUUGGAAGAAACCAUAUUUAGCCAAGAUUAUGAGGAUAAAUACCUGGAUGGAAAAAAUAUUAAGGAAAAAGAAAAUAUGAUAAUACCUGAUGAGAAAAGUCUUCAGGUACAAAAAGACGAAGCUGUAACAUUAUUACCCCCCAAGAAAGAAAAUGAUGAAAUGCCCACGUGCCUCUUAUGUGUUUGUUUAAGUGGCUCUGUGUACUGUGAAGAAGUUGACAUCGAUGCUGUACCACCCUUGCCAAAGGAAUCAGCCUAUCUUUAUGCACGAUUCAAUAAAAUUAAAAAGCUGACUGCUAAAGAUUUCGCAGACAUGCCUAACUUAAGAAGACUUGAUUUUACGGGAAACUUGAUAGAAGACAUAGAAGAUGGUACUUUUUCAAAACUUUCUCUGUUAGAAGAGCUUUCGCUUGCUGAAAAUCAACUACUGAAACUUCCAGUUCUUCCUCCAAAGCUUACUUUAUUUAAUGCAAAAUACAACAAAAUCAAGAGCAGAGGGAUCAAAGCAAAUACAUUCAAAAAAUUGAAUAAUCUCUCCUUCCUCUACCUGGACCAUAAUUCCCUGGAAUCUGUGCCUCCUAACUUACCAGAAAGUCUACGUAUAAUUCAUCUUCAGUUUAACAACAUAACUUCAAUUACAGAUGAUACAUUCUGCAAGGCUAAUGACACUCGUUACAUUCGGGAUCGGAUCGAAGAGAUUCGCCUGGAGGGCAACCCAAUCAUCCUGGGAAAGCAUCCAAACAGUUUUAUUUGCUUAAAAAGACUACCUAUAGGGUCAUACUUUUAAUCACUAUCAAUACAGCUUGUAAGCUAAAGUACACAUACAUAUAAUCUGUCUAAACAUUUUCUAAAGGAUCAUAAAUACAGGUUUAAUAUUAA